UAUAAAUCCCAGACCCUCUUCGCAUUUCGCAAUCUAUCACUGUAAACUCAUCAUUGCACGAACAUAUCAAGAACAGACCAAUUCCAUCUCUAUCUCACCUAUACACACACACUCUCAUGGCUGCUCUCGCGCACCAAAUCGGCUGUGGCUUAAAAAGUCCAUCUCUCUGGCCGACCCAUCUCUCCAAAAAAGCCAUCUACAAGAAAAACAGCUCUUCUCAGAGGCCUUACAUUGUGAAAGCGGCAGUGACAGCCCCAGGUGUGAGUGUGCCCACACCACAAACAAGAGAGAGAGCUAGGCUCAAAGAAAUGUUCGAAGAUGCCUACGAGAGGUGUCGGACAAACCCCAUGGAAGGCGUUGCGUUUAAUCUUGAGGAUUUUCAUCAUGCUAUUCAGGAGUAUGAUUUUAAUUCUGAAAUUGGCACCAAGGUCACAGGAACAGUAUUCAACACAGAUGCUAAUGGAGCACUGGUAGACAUAACUGCCAAAUCUUCAGCAUACUUGCCUGUUAGAGAAGUUUGCAUUCACGACAUAAAGCAUGUGAAAGAGGCAGGAAUAGUUCCUGGUUUACGUGAGGAGUUUGUAAUUAUUGGUGAAAAUUCCAACGACGAUAGUCUGAUCUUGAGCUUACGGUCCAUCCAGUAUGACCUUGCUUGGGAAAGAUGUCGACAGCUUCAGGCUGAAGAUGUUGUCGUCAAGGGUAAGGUUGUUGGUGCUAACAAAGGCGGAGUUGUCGCAUUGGUUGAAGGCAUUCGUGGAUUUGUUCCCUUCUCGCAAAUAUCAACAAAAUCACCUGCAGAGGAGCUAAUAGAGAAGGAGAUUCCACUAAAGUUUGUUGAGGUAGAUGAGGAACAAUCUAGGCUUGUUCUCAGUAACCGGAAGGCCAUGGCAGACAGUCAGGCUCAGCUUGGAAUUGGAUCAGUUGUUAUUGGAACUGUACAGAGCUUGAAACCAUAUGGUGCUUUCAUAGAUAUUGGUGGAAUCAAUGGGCUUCUUCAUGUUAGUCAGAUCAGUCAUGACCGUGUCUCGGACAUCGCAACAGUCUUUCAGCCUGGUGACACUCUCAAGGUCAUGAUACUGAGUCAUGACCGUGAAAGAGGGCGAGUUAGUCUUUCUACUAAAAAGUUGGAACCUACACCUGGAGACAUGAUUCGCAAUCCCAAGCUAGUAUUUGAGAAGGCGGAGGAGAUGGCACAGACAUUUAGGCAGAGAAUUGCGCAAGCUGAAGCCAUGGCUCGUGCUGACAUGCUAAGAUUCCAGCCUGAGAGUACGCUUACUCUUACCCCUGAUGGGAUCCUCGGUCCACUUUCUUCGGACUUGCCUGCAAUAGGCUUGAAUUUAAAUGAUAUUCCUCUAGCUGAAGAUUGAUGGUGAUGAACGUCAGUUCAACUAGUCCAAAUCACCUCCUAAGAGUAUGUAAGCCGGUGUUUUGUAUUGGUAGUUAAAUAGCUAGAUAUAUAUUGUAUCAACAAUCUUGUAGCGGCCUCCUCGCCAUCGUGUUCAUCCCUUGGUAUUUGCUAGUAUUUUCUAUUGCUGUCUGCUUUUUUGUAAAUUAAACAUUCAUAGUUUUACAUAAAUAGGGGUGAAUUAAGCA
Messenger RNA from Daucus carota subsp. sativus, 1593 nucleotides. RefSeq names its product small ribosomal subunit protein bS1c. Gene Ontology annotation, biological process: translation. Bases 117 to 1367 code for a protein of 416 amino acids. Gene Ontology annotation, molecular function: structural constituent of ribosome; mRNA binding. Lineage: Eukaryota; Viridiplantae; Streptophyta; Magnoliopsida; Apiales; Apiaceae. The record is from RefSeq and is a predicted model, not a curated record. The transcript is spliced from 7 exons. Gene Ontology annotation, cellular component: chloroplast stroma.